Messenger RNA from Aspergillus caelatus, 2245 nucleotides. RefSeq lists its product as uncharacterized. Lineage: Eukaryota; Fungi; Ascomycota; Eurotiomycetes; Eurotiales; Aspergillaceae. The coding region runs from base 17 to 2143 and encodes 708 amino acids. The transcript has a single exon. The record is from RefSeq and is a predicted model, not a curated record.
AUCCAUUCAGAAAGCAAUGGAGAAACCCGAAUUGGUAAAAGAGCUGCAGCGCGACCUUGCGCGUAAAUAUCAGCUCCAUGGACCAAAGAUCGAGGGAAUAUGGCACUCCCUGGGCAAGGGACAACGGGAAAGGGUCAUGAGAGCCGGGGCCGCCGAAAGUCAAAUGCUAAAGUCGCCUAUCGAUAGAUCGUUAGGCGAUGUUUUCAAGGUCAUCCCUGACUGGAAUCUGCGUGACAUCGCCAAUCCGGAUUCUGACUAUCUGCUCGAUUGCCUGAAACAUCGCGCGACAAAAUCUUUAUCUGAGCAGUACAUCGAGGGUGUCAACGGUGGCCCUGGUGAUGCAGCGGUCAUAUUACGGAGCAUGCAGGUCCAUGGCCUUAAACAUGUUGAUCCCUUUCGCUAUAGCUUCACGUUGUUCAUGGACGAAGAACGAUAUGGACAAUCCUUCACAGUCUCUGACCGGGAGAAGUACAAAGAAACAAUGACUGCGUUGAAAGUUGGGGUGGAUGCUGGAUUGAUUGUCCCUCAGUCGACGGGCGAGCUUAUCUUGGAAAGACAGUCUAUCCUACUAACGUCCAUGAAUAUCGUGAUCCAGGACAUCCUUGAAGCGGGUUCUACCGUUGAGGCCAAAGGGCGCUCCAAAAAGUCAGAGAAGGCCGCACGGGAGGCUAUGUCCAAACUUACAAUUGACCAGAAGCCAGAAAAGCUCUCCUUGGAAGACCUGACUGCUCUUUCUCUUGACCAGAAGUCGGCUUUGGAGGAUUAUGUACUUCUUUGUCGGGCUGAGCCCGAGUUCCUUGCUCAUGCUGUCAACGCUUGGUUCUUCAGUCGACCCGAGCUGGUGGCGGAUGAGAAAGGUCGAAGAUUGCCGUUGAUUACAGAUAAGUAUAUCAACAUCGCAUUUUUCGAGAUGAUCCACAAUGCCGUGGUUGGUGCUGCAGUCUGGGGGUAUAUCCAUCAACUUCUCCAGGCUCUCGUAGCCGGCCCCAACGACCGGACCUACAGAAGUGCCUUUCUCCAGGAGCUGGCAAACGUUUGUCAUUUUGAGUACCAGCGAGGUCAGCAGCUUUUUAAGCGCCACGUACAAAUGGCUUCUGGAGAUAAACAUUUCAAGCGCGUCUCUGGCGUAUAUGAUAACGGCACCGCGCGGGUAACGAUGAAAACCAAGCCGGACACUCUUACCAGAACCGAUCCGCAACUCCAUUAUAUACUUCGCCUCUGCCAAACAGACACAAAUGUCUCCAAGGCAGUCGAAUGGGUUCGAAAGUUAGAUGACUUCCACCAAACACAUCCUGCUGAGCAAGAAAAGAUGGGGGAGAGCGAAUUUGACGCUUUCGGUGAUCUUGCCGUGACAACCAAUUUCGUCCAGUGUCUCUCGACGUCUCUUCCCAUGCCACCAAUGAAUCCGAAGAAGGGACAAGCUUAUAUUUCUCGGCUAAAGGCACUGGGGUCUGAGCUUGACCCGCUAAAAUCCGAGAUUGACUUGUCGGCGUUUGCAGUGCCCAUCGAUAAUCUUAUGGAGCCGGGAAUGGCUCAAGGUGCGCUGACCACACUUGACGAAUUCAUAUCCAACAAAACAGGUGCAGAUAUCGGCUUCCUCUAUCAGGAUUUGAACGAAGAAUGUUUGUCAGGCCUGCAGGAUCAAGCUCAACAGCAGAAGGAGAAGAACGAACAGAUAGCACAGACUGAGCUGGCUUCGUCAAUUCCUGAAGCGCCCAGCCGGGAGAUUCAAAUUGAACAGCGCAAGGAAAAGAUCAAGACCCGCCCACCACAUUCAUCCGUGUACAGUAUCGCUCCAACAGCAGCUCCCGCAACGGAACCUGCACCUGCAGCGCCCUCCCAAGCAUUCAAAGUAAAGCCAUCCUCCUUAGAGGUAUUCUCGACCCUUUUCUCCAACCCGAGACCACGGAGCUCAAUCACUUGGGCUGCAUUCCAAGCAGCUAUGGCGCACAUGAGAUUCUCUGUUAUGCCAAAGACUGGGUCCAUCUAUACCUUCUCUCCUCCUGAAGGCUUCAAUGUCCAAAAGUCUAUCACGCUCCACCGGCCGCAUCAGUCCCGGAUCGAGGGUUGGAGACUUCUUUACCUUGCGAGUCGUCUAAAGAGAAAAUAUGGAUGGGAUGAGAAGUCAUUCGAGACGGAAUGAGGUAGCUAUGACUUGCUCUUUUGGGCAAAUUCGGUCGUCACCAAAGCUGUGUAGUCAUAGUUCGGGUACACCACGCCUAAAGUUUAGAUAUUUGACCCAAAU